Messenger RNA from Carassius gibelio (silver crucian carp), 3941 nucleotides. Its product is annotated as titin-like. The transcript has 2 exons. The record is from RefSeq and is a predicted model, not a curated record. The coding region runs from base 466 to 3240 and encodes 924 amino acids. NCBI's taxonomy places the organism in Eukaryota, Metazoa, Chordata, Actinopteri, Cypriniformes, Cyprinidae.
CAGUGUCUGGGUUGUUGUUCCCCGGGGUUCCACUAGAUGUCCUCCUUCUCACGGUGCCUGUCCCAGAUCACUUCCUGUUCCCUUAUAUGGUCACCUUCCUCCUUGUUACCUGAUUGAUUGUUCACCCCACCUGUCUCCUGUUUCCCAAUUAUCCUUCUGUGUUUAAAUACCCAGUCUGUCUUAGUCUAUGUCACGGAGUCCUUGUCUGAUGUCAUUGUGUUUCAGGUCCAUCAGUCUUGCUUUGUCUUACCCUAUGUGUCUCAUUCUCUCGUUCCACCAGACUUCCUCUACCUUUCCGUUCUUCCGAGUUCCCCGUUUCAUCCGGUUCCCUUUUUGUUUGAUUUGUCUCUCAUGACUGUUUAUUUUGUAUUUACCCCUCUGUUUAAAUAAAACCCUUACCUGCAUUUGGAUCUACCCUCUCCUUGUGUUUUUCCCCAAUACCUAUCGUGACAGAAGGACUCCGUCAUGCCUAGAUCCAGCGGUGUGGGAUUUCGAAUCGGUUCCCCAGCCACCAUGGAGGAACGGAGGGGGAGAUACCAGAACUUAAUCACCCUUCAUCAAGAGGGAAGUGAGGUGGGUGGCCUGGCGCAAUUGUUUUGGACUAUGGCAGUCGGGCUAGGUUACAAUGAUGCAGCACUAAAGGAUUUAUUUAAUAAUUGCCUGGAUGAUCCUUUACCUUCAUGGGAGAUGAAGGGGUUAGAGAUACUGGACUUUUGGGGGUUUACCAAUUACCUGCACCAUCGUGCCCAGUGGAAUGCAACAACCACACCAGAGUGUCCAGACAAGGCUGCCAGCUCAGCCCCACAGCACAAGAUGGGCGCCAGCCCAACCCCACAGCACAGGAUGGCCGCCAACCCAGCCCCACAACCCAAGAUGGCCACCAGCCCAGCCCCACAGCCCAAGAUGGCCGCCAACCUAGCGUCACAGCCCAAGAUGGCCGCCAGCCCAGCACCACAGCACAAGAUGGCCGACUCAACGCCACCGACUCCCCAUCGUAGAGGGCGGAGGAGGAGAAAGGCAGCUGCUAUUCCCGAGGCGGAGCCCGAGGCAGUUCCCGAGGCGGAGCCCGAUGCAGUUCCCGAGGCGGUGCCCGAUGCUGUUUCCGAGGCGGUGCCCUAUGCAGUUCCCGAGGCGGAGCCCGAUGCAGUUCCCGAGGCGGUGCUCGAUGCAGUUGCCGAGGCGGUGCUCGAUGCAGUUUCCGAGGCGGUGCCCGAUGCAGUUUCCGAGGCGGUGCUCGAUGCAGUUCCCGAGGCGGUGCCCGAUGCAGUUCCCGAGGCGGUGCCCGAUGCAGUUCCCGAGGCGGUGCCCGAUGCAGUUCCCGAGGCGGAGCCCGAUGCUGUUCCCGAGGCGGAGCCCGAUGCAGUUCCCGAGGCGGUGCCCGAUGCUGUUCCCGAGGCCGAGGUCGUUCCCGAGGCGGUGCCCGAUGCAGUUCCCGAGGCGGAGCCCGAUGCAGUUCCCGAGGCGGAGCCCGAUGCAGUUCCCGAGGCGGUGCCCGAUGCUGUUUCCGAGGCGGUGCCCGAUGCAGUUCCCGAGGCGGAGCCCGAUGCAGUUCCCGAGGCGGUGCCCGAUGCAGUUCCCGAGGCGAAGCCCGAUGCAGUUCCCGAUGCAGUUCCCGAGGCGGUGCCCGAUGCUGUUUCCGAGGCGGUGCCCUAUGCAGUUCCCGAGGCGGAGCCCGAUGCAGUUCCCGAGGCGGUGCUCGAUGCAGUUCCCGAGGCGGUGCUCGAUGCAGUUCCCGAGGCGGUGCCCGAUGCAGUUCCCGAGGCGGAGCCCGAUGCAGUUCCCGAGGCGGUGCUCGAUGCAGUUCCCGAGGCGGUGCUCGAUGCAGUUCCCGAGGCGGUGCCCGAUGCAGUUUCCGAGGCGGUGCUCGAUGCAGUUCCCGAGGCGGUGCCCGAUGCAGUUUCCGAGGCGGUGCCCGAUGCAGUUCCCGAGGCGGUGCCCGAUGCUGUUCCCGAGGCGAAGCCUGAUGCAGUUCCCGAUGCAGUUCCCGAGGCGGUGCUCGAUGCAGUUCCCGAGGCGGUGCUCGAUGCAGUUCCCGAGGCGGUGCCCGAUGCAGUUCCCGAGGCGGUGCCCGAUGCAGUUCCCGAGGCGGUGCCCGAGGCGGAGCCCGAUGCUGUUCCCGAGGCGGAGCCCGAUGCUGUUCCCGAGGCGGAGCCCGAUGCAGUUCCCGAGGCGGUGCCCGAUGCUGUUCCCGAGGCGGUGCCCGAUGCUGUUCCCGAGGCGGUGCCCGAUGCAGUUCCCGAGGCGGAGCCCGAUGCAGUUCCCGAGGCGGAGCCCGAUGCAGUUCCCGAGGCGGUGCCCGAUGCUGUUUCCGAGGCGGUGCCCGAUGCAGUUCCCGAGGCGGAGCCCGAUGCUGUUUCCGAGGCGGAGCCCGAUGCAGUUCCCGAGGCGGAGCCCGAUGCAGUUCCCGAGGCGGUGCCCGAUGCAGUUCCCGAGGCGGUGCCCGAUGCUGUUUCCGAGGCGGUGCCCGAUGCAGUUCCCGAGGCGGUGCCCGAUGCAGUUCCCGAGGCGAAGCCCGAUGCAGUUCCCGAUGCAGUUCCCGAGGCGGUGCCCGAUGCUGCUUCCGAGGCGGAGCCCGAUGCAGUUCCCGAGGCGGUGCUCGAUGCAGUUCCCGAGGCGGUGCUCGAUGCAGUUCCCGAGGCGGUGCCCGAUGCAGUUCCCGAGGCGGAGCCCGAUGCUGUUCCCGAGGCGGAGCCCGAUGCUGUUCCCGAGGCGGAGCCCGAUGCAGUUCCCGAGGCGGUGCCCGAUGCUGUUCCCGAGGCCGAGGUCGUUCCCGAGGCGGUGCCCGAUGCAGUUCCCGAGGCGGAGCCCGAUGCAGUUCCCGAGGCGGAGCCCGAUGCUGUUCCCGAGGCGGUGCCCGAUGCUGUUCCCGAGGCGGUGCCCGAGGUUGUUCCCGAGGCGGUGCCCGAUGUUGUUCCCGAGGCGGUGUCCGUUACAGUUCCCGAGGCGGUGACCACAAGGCCGUGGUGGUCUUCGGCUCCGCCCUGGGAGACUCUGGCGGUGACCACGAGGACGUGGUGGUCAUCCGCUCCGCCCUGGGGGACUCUGGCGGUGACCACGAGGACGUGGUGGUCGUCCGCUCCACCCUGGGGGACUCUGGUGAUGACCAUGAGGACGUGGUGGUCUUCUGCUCCGACCUACUGGACUCCGGCCUCGACCACAGAGACGUGGUGGUCUUCCGCUCCGCCCUGGAGGGCUCUGGCCUUGACCACACGGCUGUGGUGGUCAUCUGCUCCGUCCUAGUGGACGCCUCAACAUGUCCUUCAUGGACUUAUGUUUUGUGUUUUUUGAGUUCUGUUUCUGUCUGUUCUCUUUAGUUUAGUCUGGCCCUCCGUCCCUCCCCCUGUACCUCCUCCGGUCCUCCUCCCUCCUGAUCUCCCGGUUUUAUGUAUCAUUUCUGGUGUUUGUCCCCCAUGUGUUCCUUUUCUGGCCCUCCGUCCCUCCCCCUGAGCCUCCACCUGUCCGCCUCCCUCCUGGUCUCUGUGUCAUGUUUUGUCUUUAAGCGUCUGGUAGCCGCUCCGUAGAGGGGGGGUACUGUCACAGUGUCUGGGUUGUUGUUCCCCGGGGUUCCACUAGAUGUCCUCCUUCUCACGGUGCCUGUCCCAGAUCACUUCCUGUUCCCUUAUAUGGUCACCUUCCUCCUUGUUACCUGAUUGAUUGUUCACCCCACCUGUCUCCUGUUUCCCAAUUAUCCUUCUGUGUUUAAAUACCCAGUCUGUCUUAGUCUAUGUCACGGAGUCCUUGUCUGAUGUCAUUGUGUUUCAGGUCCAUCAGUCUUGCUUUGUCUUACCCUAUGUGUCUCAUUCUCUCGUUCCACCAGACUUCCUCUACCUUUCCGUUCUUCCGAGUUCCCCGUUUCAUCCGGUUCCCUUUUUGUUUGAUUUGUCUCUCAUGACUGUUUAUUUUGUAUUUACCCCUCUGUUUAAAUAAAACCCUUACCUGCA